Molecule: messenger RNA, 2727 nt
Organism: Phyllopteryx taeniolatus (common seadragon)
Lineage: Eukaryota; Metazoa; Chordata; Actinopteri; Syngnathiformes; Syngnathidae
Gene: cdc34b
Product: cell division cycle 34 homolog (S. cerevisiae) b
Exons: 5
Coding region: 555-1271 (238 amino acids)
Biological process (GO): ubiquitin-dependent protein catabolic process; protein polyubiquitination
Molecular function (GO): ubiquitin conjugating enzyme activity
Source: RefSeq, a predicted model, not a curated record
UUCGCUCUGUCCGCAUGACAUUAAGCUUUAGAGCGCUACAUGUAUACUUCAUAACAGUUUAAAAUCGGUCGCUGUGUUUUGUUUUUAAACCUGCCACUCAUUUUCGACAACCAGCGCGUUGUUAAUCUAUUCGCGACAAGGUAAAAAAAAAAAAAAAAAAAAAAUCGGCUCCCCUCUGGUUGUGAGGUAGUCUUCGUUAGCUAGCUUAUUUAGCCAGGAGCUACCAGUAGAUUUACGGCUUAUUAUCCACGACAAAUUUUUCGAGUAGAUCACCUAAAGCUUCUGUUACUCGGUGGCCACGAUGGUUUGGUUAGUUAACGAUAGUGAGCAAUUGGACACGAAAUAAUUGAUCCGAUUUUGGUAACAAAUCAACACAAGUCGCAUUCGAUCCCGGUCGGGUUGGCCUGUUUUCAUUGUAUCCUCACAACGUCGGUAGCGUCGGGUUUGUUCGACCGAGUGCGUGCGGCGUCAAAUUUAGCUGCGCUGCUGCCGUAAACAAACGAGUCAGCAGCUGUCGAGUGGAGAGCUAACUUCAGGGUAGCCAAGUGUCAAGUAUGGCGCAGCACGAUUGCUCUCAUGUCGCCAGUUCGCAGAAAGCUCUCAUGCUGGAAAUGAAGAGCCUUCAAGAGGAGCCCGUCGAGGGUUUUAAAAUAACGUUGGUGGACGAGGCGGAUAUGUACAACUGGGAAGUGGCCAUUUUCGGACCCCCCAAUACUCACUAUGAGGGGGGUUAUUUCAAGGCUCGGAUCAAAUUCCCCAUGGACUACCCAUAUUCCCCACCUUCCUUCAGAUUCCUCACUAAGAUGUGGCAUCCCAACAUCUAUGAGAAUGGAGACGUGUGCAUUUCUAUAUUGCACCCUCCAGUGGAUGACCCACAAAGUGGAGAACUGCCUUCAGAGAGAUGGAAUCCCACCCAGAAUGUCCGAACCAUUUUGCUGAGUGUGAUCUCACUGCUGAAUGAGCCAAACACCUUCUCUCCUGCCAAUGUGGAUGCCUCUGUCAUGUAUCGCAAAUGGCGGGACAGCAAGGGCAAGGACCGUGAAUAUGUCGAGAUCAUCAGAAAACAAGUAUUGGCCACCAAGGUGGAGGCAGAACGUGAUGGCGUUCAGGUACCCACCACGCUAGCUGAGUACUGCGUCCGCACACGUGCCCCGCCUCCCGACGAAGGCUCCGACCUCUUCUAUGACUAUUAUUACGACGACGACGACGUGGAGGACGGGGAUGGCGACUGCUGCUACGAUGAAGACGACUCGGGCAACGAAGAGUCGUGACAUGGCUUUUUUCACAGCGUGACCAAUCUUUGCUGACAUGCGACGACCCCCUUUUACUGCCCGGGUCGUCUGAGAGGUCUGAGGUCUGCAAGUGAGAAAUAUUUGAUGCCUCCUGUUUGUAAACCAAUGAAAUAAGAUGAUUUUACCUUAGCUUGCGUGCUGUUUGUUCAAGCUGAAUUGACGGGCUCAUGAGGAUUUGCUGAGAUUUGCACCAGCAAAAAAAAAAGAAAAAGAAAAAUAAAUCAUUUUGACUUGAAACCAGAGAGGCUAACUUAACUAGUGCUUCUAAUGUCAAAGGUCAAAUGGUGGGGGGGGGGGGGGGGGGGGGUGAUGCCACUUUGCAAUGAUGCAAACACAAAUCAUUCACUUAACAACUUCUUUCAUUGUAACUAGUUUCCCUUUCUGAUUGUGUUUUCUGCUUACCGGUCGGUAUAAAGUCUCAGCAACUUGCUAGAACGGUGAACUACAAAAAAAAUCAAAAAUGGGAUCGGACUUUCCUCAAACUUCAUAGUCUGCAUGCCAGAAAACCUUGGAAUAUUUUCUUCCCCCCUCUCUUCUGGGAAACUUUGCAAAUGGUGAUCUGCUGACAGCUUUGAUAACAAAAGAAUGAAAUUAGAGAGAACCUAGCGAGUUCUCUGAAGUGGACUACUGGUUGGUUCAAACUACCGUUCACCAUUUUUACAUUAAGAAAAUAAUCUUUGCUGUGUCUCCUCUGGUUACCAAUGGGUGUGUUUUGUCAUUUUGAGUGUGGAAUUAUGAUACUUAAGGCUGCGAGAUAGUGUAGGAUGACCAUUGUUUCUGGGGGAGGAUAGUACUAUCUCAUCAGAAUUUUUUCUCCUCAGGAUUGAAGCCUGACUAAACACUUUUUUUUUUUUUUUUUUUAAAUGCCCCUGCAAUGUAUGCUGUUGUAUUCUCGUCUUUAUUUUCUGCUUCUUGCAAGCAAUAUUAGUCUAUUUCUAUAUGGUUAGACUUUAAUGCCUGCAACCUUCGCUUAAGAAUGUUUUAUGUGAUGAGAUUAUUAGGCUUGACAACUAAAACGUGUGUAGAAAAUGUGUCAGAGAAAUGAUGUUGCGGUGUCAGUCAGGAUUAUAAAAGGAUUUUCAGCCCUUGGAAGUCUGUGGAAAUGAAAAAGGACAAUUCCACCACAAUUUAUUUUAUUGUUUGUGUUAGUAGUGAGUUUAAGUAUUUUGAUAUAUUUUUAGUGUUGGUGUGUUUCCUCGUGUGUAUUUUUCGUCACCAGUAUUGAUUGUUUCAUCUGCUCAAAUUGGACUUCACUGAAUUUCUCAGGAUUAUUCAAUUACAGUCCACAUAUUGGGUCGUUUUCAGAGUUACAGACACCUUGACGGAUAUGCACAUGUAGCUGUACGGAUGAUCACCUUGUUUUAUUCACCUGUUUAUUUUUUAUUUUUUGGCUAUUUAAAAGUAAAAAAAUAAAGAUUUAUUGGAACAAAAUCGA